AGGGCUGUCAGUGCACUGUGUGUUCCCCAGGACAGAGAACCCUCAUGGUUUGGAGGCUGUGCUUGGGACGUUUCCUUCCAGGAUCUCUGUGUUCCAGUGGAAUCAGCUCAGGGGCAUGUCACUCCACACAACAAACACUGCCAGCCCUUGGCAGUGUCACUCAUUCUUAGGGAGUGGCUCUCCCUGGGAUGGUUGCAGACGAGCUGGAGUUGUUGCUUUCUGUGGGAGAAGCAGAGAUCCAGGAGAGUGCUGUGCUUUCACCCCUGGGUGAUUUGAGCCCUCAGCUCUGGGCACAGAGGGGUCUGGGGUGAGCAGGGAGCCAGGCAGGGAACUGAGGCAUUGCUGUUCCCUCCCUGAGCACGAAUGUGUUUGCAGCAGGCCAGGAGGGUGUUUCUUUGCUUCAGGCAGCUGUUUUAGCACAGCGUGUGUUACCUGGUUUGCAUUUAAAGUGGGGCUGAAGCCAGGAGCUCUCCUCACCCCUCCCAAGAGGUGUGAAUCACGGAAUGAAAUGAAAAACAAAGCGGUUGGUGAUGUUUGGCAGCACUGCUGGACGGGGGAAUAUUCACUGAGCAGCAGGAGGGAAAUGAGUGGUCAGUCUGCUGCUCUGGGUGGGCACAGGUGUGGGGCAGGUGUCACUCCAGUGCAUCCAGCUGCCCAGCACUUCCUGGAAUCACAGGAAUGUCCUUCCCUUCAGCCACCAUCCUGCAGGCUCAGCCUCAAGCUCUGCCACCCUCUCCUGACUCACAUCUGACUGAUGCUGGGUUGGGACUUCCCCUGGCCAGGUAAAACCUGUGGGCUCAGCUUGUGGUGAAACCCUGGCACAUCCAACACAAACAGGUACCUGGUCUGCUCCUUCUUCUGUCCUUCUGCUGACAGUCUCCUUAUAAUUGCUCUGUAGGGUUUCUUCAACAUUUCUGUGGGAUUUUGCUGGCCGAGUGGUUUCAUGGAGGGAACCUCGGCCCACAAUUUCUUUGGCUGUGACUGCACAGAGAGAAAAACAAGUGGUGCGCCAGCCAGUGAAAUAAAAAAACCCAACUGAAAGUUGCUUUGCAAGUUAUUCCAGUGUUCUGGUACUGGUUUUAUUUUUUCCUGACAUUGUUUAAUUUCUCAAAAGGUAUGCAAAGAAUUAAGAUAGAAAAUUCAGGUCAAGUUUGAAAUACCAUUUAUCUCUGAUGAUACAGAUAAAUGUGUGCUCUGUUGGAGGGACUGUUGCCAGAUGUAGAGAAAGGAAAACAGGUAAAUAUCCAGCUGUGGCUGAAGUUCCUUGUUCUCAGUUCCUCAUCUAAGUGAAUUAAUAUGGGAUUUUUUUUCUAUCAUACUAAUUGAGGGCAUUCUCAUUUAAUAAGCUGCAUCCAGUAAUCCACAAGCAUCUUACUCUUCCAUCCCUUUGCUUUUUUUUAAUGGCUUAAACAAAGGCAAAAUCUUUCAGACAGAAGGUCGUACGCUGAGCUGACUGAUAAUCAACACACCAGGAGAGUCUGAUGUAAGUUCUGAGUGAUUUAGGGUUUGCUUUAGGUUUAGUAAGUCAAUUGGCAGCUUAGCUGGGGUAACAAAUCUAAGAAUCCUUUUAAAAUAUAACUGGGAGUUUUACAGGUUGUCCUCAAGACAGCACUGAACUUUUUCUCUAGACAGCACGCAUCUAAGUACUAGUAAAAUACUUUUGGGGUCGUCAUUUCUAUUGCUGUUCAGUGUUUUCCUGGGUUGUGAAUGUUUAUAUUCAGGUACUUCUGGAGGAAUGUGCCACUUUCCACUCUUGGUUUUUCCUUCAUGUUUCUAAAACUCUUCACUGUUUCCAUUAAUCUAUUAAUUCACACCAUGAGGUAUUUGGGGAGGCCUUGGAGCCCCUUCCAGUACAUAAAACACCCCCAAGAAAGCUGGAGAAGGACCUUGGACAAGGGCCUGGAGUGACAGGGCAAAGGGGAAUGGGUUUUAAGUGGUAAAGGGUGGGUUUAAACGGGAUAUUGGGAAGAAAUUAUUUAGUCAAAGCAGGGUGAAGCCUCGACACAGGUUUUGCAGGGAAGCUGUGGCUGCCCCUUCCCUGAAGUGUCCAAGGCCAGGCUGGAUGGUUGGAGCAGCCUGGGCUAGGGGCAGGAACGAGAUGGUCUCGAAGCUGCUCUCCAGCGCCAGCCAUGCCGGGAUGUAACCCAAGUGCCGAUGGCCACAGGACCCGUGCGGGGUCUGCCAUCGCCGCUCCUGGGAGCCUUCCCGGCGCAGGGGCCGCCCCCGCCCGCCCUGCGGCUCCCUCGGCGGCUCCCGGCCCCGCCCCGGAGGCGGCACCGCCGGCACAGGCAGCACCUCCAAGGGCAGCAUCGGCAAAGGCAGCGCCGCAUCCCCGCUGCCCGCACACGCCAGGAUUUGCCCGGGGAAGGGAAAAAGCAUGACCAAGAUGAGCUGCAUCCUGCUGACUGCCUGCGUUGUUCUGAUUGCUUUUUGUGGCUCUGUAGUUUAUUAGUCAGUGAAGAUAAACCCUUGUUGUCUUAGGUUACACCUUAAGAUGUUACCACUGUGACAACAGCCCUACCCUGUGCAGGACCAACAGCACCUGCCUAACGACUGAGGACACUUGCCUGCAGUUGAAA
Prinia subflava (tawny-flanked prinia) is the source of this 2579-nucleotide messenger RNA. RefSeq names its product CD59 molecule (CD59 blood group) (gene CD59). NCBI's taxonomy places the organism in Eukaryota, Metazoa, Chordata, Aves, Passeriformes, Cisticolidae. The record is from RefSeq and is a predicted model, not a curated record. The coding region runs from base 2155 to 2481 and encodes 108 amino acids. The transcript has 3 exons.